Messenger RNA from Klebsormidium nitens, 2118 nucleotides. The record is from the annotation of a GenBank genome assembly. Lineage: Eukaryota; Viridiplantae; Streptophyta; Klebsormidiophyceae; Klebsormidiales; Klebsormidiaceae.
AUGAUGCACUUCAUAACAUUCGGUACUCAUGGAAUCUACAAUGAUUUCGCACGUCAGCUGGCCAAGAGCGCGCUAGCAGCCGGCUUCGACACCGCGACGGUCUACGACGAGACGGAUCUAGACCCCGCGUUCCGGGAAUCUCACAGGGACGUGCUCGCACUCCCGCGUGGCUUCGGAGCGUGGUGCUGGAAGAGCUAUUGUAUACUUAAGCGUCUGAGUGAGUUGGAGGAAGGAGACGUCGUGACUUACUGCGACUCUCUGUACGCGUUCAAGAGGGACUUUAGGGAGGCCGCGGAGGACUGGCUAAAGACCCAAGACCUGGUCUUGUUCGAGAACAAGCCUUCGGAGCCGAGCUACAAGGAGAGACACUGGACCAAGUACGAGGCCUUCUGCAUCUUGGGUGCAGACCCCGAGGUGCAUGGACAGACGUCGCAAUGCUGGGGUGGAUUUCUGAUGUUACGCAAGACUCCAGAGACCGUGAGAUUCAUCCAGGAGUGGUACGAUAGAUGUGCCAACGUACGCCUGAUGAGCGACGAAAGAAGCGUUCUAGGAGAAGAGCUUCCGGGCUUUAUCGAACCGCGCCAAGAUCAGAUGGUCCUCAGCCUCAGCUGGCAGAGGACGUGCUCGCGGUCGUUCAGGUGUUCGGUUGUCGAUGGAACGGGAGAAGAGGUUACGGAGGAGGAGAAACAGAACGAAGAAAGCGAGCAAAAAGAAGCAGAGGAGUUGAUCAGGAUGCGAAAAGUUCGGAUCCUCCCGAAGAAGUAUCAGAAGAGAAUGCUGAACGACUGGAGGCACGCGGCUCGAUACAGCUACAACAAGGCCGUUUUCCUCAUGAAUGAGACCGCGAGCUUCAAUAAGAUGUACCUCCGAGACAUGAUCACCCCAGCAGAAGUAAAUGGAGACAAGCCACACCUCUUGAAGACACCCAAGGACGUGAGGGCCGCUGCGGUUUUCGAAGCGGCCAAGAAUGCCAAAGCCUGCUUCAGCAAUCGAGAACGUGGGAACAUCACCGGGUUCCGACUCUCCUUCAAGACGAGGAAAAGGGAGGACUCGAAGGGGUGGUGCUUGGGGAUCGCAAAGACUGCUAUCAAGCGCAGGGGCGAUCGCACCCUGAUCAUCUACGGAGAUUAUUGCCCUUGGGAGUUCGAGACAUUGGGUGCCAUCGGCGAGAUCACCAAGGACUGUCAGCUGCAAUUCGAUGGUGCCAAGUAUUAUCUCCUGGUGCCCUACUCGAAAGCGCAUCCAGCAAAAGUGAAGGGAAACGCCAGAUCUCUCAUCAACGAGACACGAGAGGCAGUGAUAGCCCUGGACCCGGGAGUCAGAACAUUCCUGACCGCCUACAGCCCCAGCGAGGCAUACAAAUUGGGCGAUGGGUGUGCGCAACGCCUCUUCUCGUUGGCUAUCACCUUGGACAGACUGCUCGCUUUCGAGAAGCGCAUUCCGAAGGACCAUAGGAAGAAACGAAGAGCAGUGAGAUUGCGAAUCAUCAAGACACGAAGAAAGAUAGCUCAUCUGCGUGACGAGAUGCACUACAAGGUCGCGGACUUCCUCACACGAAAAGCGAAGAUCAUUCUGUUGCCGACAUUCGAGACCAGCGAGAUGGUUCGAAGAUUCCAAUGGCGGAUCGGGAGCAAGAGCGUCAGGCAGAUGUCGUUCCUGUCACACUACAAGUUCACACAGCGGCUGAUAGCCAAGGCUGCUGGAAGGGGAGUGAGAGUCCUGAUCGUUUCCGAGCAUUACACGAGCAAGACCUGUGGCAGGUGUGGGGAAGUGAAGCAAAACCUAGAGGGCCUGUCGAACACUCCGGUUAUCCAGCUGGACGAUGGGAAGAGCCAAGCAUACAUCGGACCACUGAGGAAGAACGUGGUGGAUGCCGAGAAGAAGGUAGAUUUCGAUGGACAGAGCGUUUCGGUGCCACUGGAUGUGUUUGGCGUGGGCAGAGACCAACUGACCGCGUUCGGGGUCUCGGCGGAGAAGCAGAACCAGAUGUUCCAGAAGUGGAGAACACUGCCUAAGAAUCAGCAAGAGGCUUACACUCAAAGCUGGGACUCCCUGGACAAGAACGAUUCUACCGCUCUGCAGGGGUUCCUUCAAGGGAUGAUAGAUGCUCUCUCCUAA